AUGGUUAGAGGGACAAUAGAGGCGUUGCAAUCUUUUAGAAACACAGGGUUUGCUAGCAUUUUGCCAAAAGUAUCCUUUUUUCAAACACACAAAAUUGAUACUUUAGAUAUGGAAGAGUUGUAUAUUGGUGCGAGAAACUGUAAGACUACAAAGACAAAUAGAUUUCAUUUUGAGGUUGAAAUCAUCAACACGGUGGUAGAUAUGAAACUUAUAGAAUAUUGGGAUCUAUUUAGUGAAACAAGCACCCAGUUACUAGAAUACAUGAGUGCUUUGAGCCCUUGUGAUUCAUUUGCACAAUUUGACAAAUCAAAGUCGUUGAAGUUAGGUAAUUUAUACAAGUAUGACUUUGAUGAUUCGGAUAUGAUAAACCUUGAAGGACAACUUGAGAUAUUUUAUCACUUUUGCAUCAAAGAUGAGCGCUUCACUCAUUUGAAAGGAAUUCCAGACCUUUCUCGUUUGAUGGUUAGUAUAGGGAAGCAUCGGUCUUAUCCUUUGGUUUAUAAGCUUUUAAAGUUGGCUUUGAUAUUACUCGUAGCGACCGCAAGUGUAGAAAGAUGUUUUUCAAAGAUGAAGCUCUUGAAGACCGACUUACGCAAAAAAAUUGGUGAUGACUUAAUGAACGAUGCAUUGCUUUGUAAUGUUGAGAUCGAAGCACAUGCGAAAGUUGAGAAUGAAAAAGUAAUGGAGUGGUUUCAAAAGAUGUCUGCAUGA
Lactuca sativa (garden lettuce) is the source of this 711-nucleotide messenger RNA. RefSeq lists its product as uncharacterized. Gene Ontology annotation, molecular function: protein dimerization activity. NCBI's taxonomy places the organism in Eukaryota, Viridiplantae, Streptophyta, Magnoliopsida, Asterales, Asteraceae. The record is from RefSeq and is a predicted model, not a curated record.